AUGUUCAUCCUGGGGCUGGUGCUACUGUCCAGCUUUUUCGUGGGAGUCGUUGUCUGGGCUGUGCUUCAGCAUUUCCUCACCACCGAUAUUCCCUCCACCUUGCAACAUCCUACCAAGUUCUGGUUUCUGCACUGCAUGUUCCUGUACGUGCUCGCUUUGGCAGAAAUAUUUGAGAAGCUGGGAAUUUGCUCCAUGCUCAGAUUCCUCCAGUUAUUGCAAGGCAGUGUGAGAAUAAAGAAGGAUGCUAGACUGAUGGUAACUGACCUGUAUUUUGGGACCAUACCUGUGAGGCUGUUCCAGCCCAAAGCAGCAUCCUCUGGCCCCUGGCGAGGCAUCCUCUUCUUCCCUGGAGGAAGCGGGUUUGUGGGGAGCCUGGACUUCCACCACAACCUGUGCGGUUUUUUGGUCCCGGAGAUGGACUCCGUGCUGCUGUUGGUGGGGUACCGCAAGCUUCCCGAUCACCAUUACCCCAGCAUCUUCCAAGACUGCCUGAACGCCUCCAUUCACUUCCUGAAGGCCCUGACGACCUUCAGGGUGGACCCCGCCCGGGUUGUGAUCUGUGGAGACAGCACUGGGGGAGGGUAUGUGGCCUGUAUCACCCAGGCCCUGGUGGGCAGAUCAGAUCUUCCCCAGAUCAGGGCCCAGGUCCUGAUUUACGCAGUAACUCAGCUCAUCAGUUUGCCGUUACCGUCCUACUGGCAGAACCGAAACGUCCCGUUCCUCUCGCAGAAGUUCACGAUGAUGUGUGUGUUCAAAUAUAUGGUUAUCGACGUUCACUGGUGGGAUGCCAUCUUGAAUGGGGCUUUCAGACCCCCGGAAGUCUGGAGGAAGUACCGGAAGUGGCUUAGCCCUGACAACAUACCCAGGAGAUUCAGGAAACCAGGCUACCAACCUCUGUUUCCCGGCCCUUUUAAUGAGGCCGCCUACCUGGAAAACAAACAUCUUUUGGAUGUAGCCAAUGCCCCUCUGCUAAGGGAUGAUGAGACCAUCACGCAGCUUCCUGCAGCCUUCCUGGUGAGCUGCGAACACGACAUCCUCCAUGAUGACACCUUGCUCUGUAUGAAGCAGUCGGAGGACCAGGGGGUCCCUGUGACAUGGCACCACAUGGAAGAUGGCUUUCAUGGGUCCUUGAUGUUUUUUGAUAAGAAGCUUUUCUCUUUCCAUGCUCCCUGA
Molecule: messenger RNA, 1173 nt
Organism: Ailuropoda melanoleuca (giant panda)
Lineage: Eukaryota; Metazoa; Chordata; Mammalia; Carnivora; Ursidae
Gene: AADACL4
Product: arylacetamide deacetylase like 4
Exons: 4
Coding region: 1-1173 (390 amino acids)
Molecular function (GO): hydrolase activity
Source: RefSeq, a predicted model, not a curated record